This is a messenger RNA of Chrysochloris asiatica (Cape golden mole), 251 nucleotides long. RefSeq names its product serine palmitoyltransferase, small subunit B (gene SPTSSB). Gene Ontology annotation, molecular function: serine C-palmitoyltransferase activity. Gene Ontology annotation, biological process: ceramide biosynthetic process; endoplasmic reticulum organization. The coding region runs from base 21 to 251 and encodes 76 amino acids. NCBI's taxonomy places the organism in Eukaryota, Metazoa, Chordata, Mammalia, Afrosoricida, Chrysochloridae. Gene Ontology annotation, cellular component: serine palmitoyltransferase complex. The transcript has a single exon. The record is from RefSeq and is a predicted model, not a curated record.
GCAGCUAGGAGGAGCUGACCAUGGACUUCAGGGGUGUGAAGGGAUAUUUCUCCUGGAUCUACUAUCAAUACCAAAUCAUUAGUUGCUGUGCCGUUUUGGAGCCCUGGGAACAAUCUAUGUUCAACACCAUCUUACUAACCAUUUUUGCUAUGGUAGUAUAUACUGCCUAUGUCUUUAUCCCAAUCCACAUCCGCCUGGCUUGGGAAUUCUUCUCAAAAAUAUGUGGAUUGCACAGUACAAUUUAUAAUUGA